Messenger RNA from Chrysemys picta bellii (western painted turtle), 1729 nucleotides. Lineage: Eukaryota; Metazoa; Chordata; Testudines; Emydidae. The record is from RefSeq and is a predicted model, not a curated record.
GGAGGGUUCUGACCAGGGACCCUGUGCAGGGUGGGGGGCGCCCCUGGGCAGCGUCUGACCCGGCUCCCCCCAGCCCCGCAGCCAUGCCGAAGAAGGGGCGCAAGGCGGCCGCGCUGAGCGAGGAGGAGCGGUUGCUGCUGAUGCAGCAGAAGAUGCUGGCGGAGGAGGAGCUGAGCAAGAAGAAGGAGGACAUGCUCACCCAGUUCCUGAAGGACAAGCUGGCGAAGGAGGAGCACAACAGCGCCCUCAACAUGAAUAAAAUCAACCUGCAGUGGCGCACGGUGCUGCGGGAAGUCAAGGCCAGAGAACUGCGCAAGGACAUUGAGAUCCUGAGCCAGACCUUUGAGCGGGUGGUGGACUGCAAGGACAGUGUCAUCCGGUCGCUGGCCAGGGACCUGUCCGAGGCCGAGGCACAGUACACUCAUGCCCUGUGCAGCCACCUGCACAACAUCGACCAGUUGCUGCAGCUCCAGCGGUGCCGCCUGAGGUACCUGGAUGAGGAUUACAACACCGAGCGGGAGGCCCUGAAGAAGGAGUUUGAGACAGAAAGGGGGAUGAUCAUCGAGCACCAUGACAAGGAGAGCCGCUACCUGCGGGAUGUGCUGCUGGCCCUGGAGCAGAGCUUCAGUGAGAGCGAGUACGAGGCCAAGCUGGACUUCCAGAGCACCAGGGACGACGUCAAGAACAAGAACCUGGAGGAGAAGCACUAUCUGCGUGUGCAGCUGGAGGGCACAGUGGAGGAGCUGUGGAAGCGGUUCCAGCAGGCGCUGAAGAACUACACCGAGGCAACAGAGGACCGGAAGAUUGCAUUUGAGGCCCUCAAGCUGAAGGAUGAGAAGAGCUCCAAGGAGAUUGAGAUGCAGAUGAAGAAGCUGCAGAAAAUUCAGGACUCCAUUGGCAUCCUGAAAGGCAAGAUCGCGGCACACAUGCGGGAGGCCGAGGAGCAGAACCGGCGUGUGCACGAGGAGAAGGAGGUUGUCCUCAAGCAGCUGCAGAAACUCAAGAGCCAGAUGAACCAGGCCAGGGCCAAGGCCAGGAGCAACCUGGCCAAGCUCACCCUGGAGAGCAGCACUGCCCUGAAGAAGCUAAGGGGCGUCCUCGAAAAGGCAGAGCUCACCCUGCGGCUGGCCGAGAUGUGUCGGAAGCUGGAGACCGAGGAGGAGAAGGUGCUGCCGUUCUACGCCUCCUCGCUGAGCAGGGAGGAGCAGGAGGAGCUGGAGCAAGUCUCCCUGGAGAAGCCUGGGGAGCAGCUGGCCCAGCUGCUGCAGGAUUACCUGGGCCUGGAGCACUUCUGGCAAAGGUACAACAAGGUGAAGCUGGAGCAGCUGGCUCUGGAGCGGGAGAAGGCAGUGCUGCGCCAGGAGAACCAGAAGCUGCGCUUGCUCCUCAAGCAAUACCUGGACGGGAUCUCGGUGAGCGACGAGGUGCUCAGCCGGCUCAACCCACUGCUCAUCCUCAACCCCAAGCCCCGUGCGCCCGGUCCCGCUGGCAGAGCCCCCCGAAAACCGCCCCUUCACAACGUCAUCGAGGCUGCCCACGAGGUGCCACACAUCCUGUGAGCCGCCCCGCCCGGGGCAUGCUGGGAACUGCGCUCUGCCAGCUGCGGCAGCUUGUGCCUGGCGCGCGUGGCUGGGAGAGUCGGGCGUGAGGAGCGGCGAGCGCUUCCCCGGCGGUGCUGUCCCACUCCGUGCCCAUAGGAAGCUGCCAUUAAAGGGUUGUAAUGAUCGCA